This is a messenger RNA of Vespa crabro (European hornet), 702 nucleotides long. Its product is annotated as ADP-ribosylation factor-like protein 2-binding protein. The coding region runs from base 122 to 628 and encodes 168 amino acids. NCBI's taxonomy places the organism in Eukaryota, Metazoa, Arthropoda, Insecta, Hymenoptera, Vespidae. The record is from RefSeq and is a predicted model, not a curated record. The transcript has 6 exons. Gene Ontology annotation, cellular component: mitochondrial intermembrane space. Gene Ontology annotation, biological process: maintenance of protein location in nucleus; positive regulation of tyrosine phosphorylation of STAT protein.
CUAUGAGAAAGUUUGUGACAGUAUCAACACUGUUAACAUUUAAAGGUUACGAUUAAAUACAUUUACAUUGGGUAUAUAAAAAAAAUAUUUAAGUGUUUUAUUCGUUAAAAAUAUAUAAACUAUGGCUGACGAAAUAAUUGCGGAUAAUUGUUUAGAAAUAAAUACAGGAAAGAAUCUUGCCGAAAUUCCAAAAGAUGCAAAUGAUAGAUUGUUCGAUGAGAUUAUUGGCCACAUAGAAGAUCUUUUACUAGAAGAUGGCUUUCAUGCCAUUCAAGAAGAAUUUUUAGAAAAAUAUUGGACCAUUUUUGAGCCAACUGAAGAGAAUAAAUUAAUUUAUACAGAAGUAUUUAAUGAAUAUAAUAAAACUGUGGAAACUUAUAUUGUUAAUUAUUUGCAAAAAAUUAUUCCACAUUUUAAUAUGAAUGUUUUUCUUCAUUAUUUAAGUGAAAAACAAGCAGAAUUAGACGGCGAAGUUUUCGAAGUAUUAUCUGCAGUUACAGACUUUCUAGCAUUUAAAGAAAUGCUUCUUGACUAUCGAGCUAUGAAAGAAGGAAAAGUUCAAGAUCUUAGUUCAGGAAUAUCCAUAAAGUCUGUAAAAAAUCCUAUAACUGAUUUUGAUUUAAGAUAAGAAUAACUUUUUACAAAUAUUUACUUUUGUGAACAAUUAAUCAGCAUUUAUGAAAUAAAAGUAUUUAUCAAAAA